AUAUUCCAUUGCCAUCCACAGCUUCUAAUCGAUCAGCGUGUAUCCUAUCAGGCUGACAUGCUGGACUGCGCCAAGGAGAGAACAAACUCCACCCUACACUGCCUGAAAGACAAGCUGGAUAACUUAGAAGGUCUUGUCAACAAUAAUUCAGUUGUGGCAAGAUCACUCACUUCAACACAUACCAGCGUGGACAGUGAAACCUCCCUUAAUAAUGAGCUUGGCAGGGGAAGUUCUGACAGAUAUCCACAGCAUGAUACCUCACCAGUCAAGAUAAUAUCAAGCAAGUACAGACCAGUCAGGAGGAUAUCAAAACCAACACAAGAGGUACAGCAACCACCCAGAACAUCAGUACCAUCUUGUACUUUUGCAAGCAAGCCUCAUCAUCAAACCUGUCCAGAAAGAACAGAGCAACCAAAGCAAGGACACACAGCAUCCUUCUGGCUUGCUCCGCUACAUUUGAGGUCAAAUUUGAAGUUGUCUGCGAAGUCGAGGUCCAUGAUGGUGACUGGAGGGAUGUGAACACUUUUUCGCCUUGUCAUUCGCCUUAUUAUGCUAGUUGUUCAGCAGUUAAGUAACAGUAAGUGGCAUUUAAGUCACUUAAGACAUGUUUGCAUUGACUUACUUUUGCCAAAAAAAGUUAUAACACCGAUUGUUCGUUAUUUUUUAUUUUUGGCAAUUUUUACCUAUAGUCGCACUAGGAUUGAUUUUGGUCAUUGGAAAGUCAUUUGCUAUAUAUCUGUGCCACCACUUCUUCUGACCUAAUCUUCUGACCAGAGGUCUAGAAAAAAAUGUAAAUGCUGACAUAUAUACAUAACAGGGUUCAAAUCCAGCUGCUGGCCAAAGUUGUGUCCUUGGGCAAGCCACUUCACCCCCACUUAUCUUCACCCAGGAGUAUAAAUGGGUACCAGCAUUUACCUGUGAUGGACUGGCAUCCCAUCCGGGGGGAUAGAAAUAUUCUGUCAUUGCAUGCCGCUGAAACUGGAGAUAAACAUCAGCUUGAUGGGCCAUAUUGGCUUCUGACAGAACAUUAUGUAUCAAUCCUUACAAUCAAUUGAUAUAUACAUGUGUACGUAUUGAUUUAUUUAGAUUUUUUUCAUCAAUUUUUUACAAUGAAGGAAAACUGACAAGGUUUAUGCAUAAUAAUUAUAAGUGGAAAAGAGAAAUUGACUGAAGAUUUAAAAAAAUAUAUAUGUAUAUAACUAACCAUUAUUAUCUCAAUUCCCAAAUCAGUCUGUGUGCUAAUUUUUUUUUUUUGAAACAAUUUACAAUUUCUGCACACUUGUAGGAAUUGCCAGGAAAGGUCAAAAAUAAAAUCUGGAAAUCACAUUCAAAUUCAUCACUUUGUAAAGGUUAGUAAAGUCAAUUUAUGAUCAGGGAUAUGCAGUACUGGUCAGAAUAUAAAGUUUCUAUGAAAAAAUUACAAUGUUCCUUUUUUUUUUAUCUUUCUCGUCAGCCUUUCUUUUUUUCUGCAAGAAUACAAUACCAUUGUACAGGGUGAGUAAAAGAAAUAUCCCUUUUGGAUCAGGGGUGGCGGAAGGCUUUUCAA
Molecule: messenger RNA, 1546 nt
Organism: Patiria miniata (bat star)
Lineage: Eukaryota; Metazoa; Echinodermata; Asteroidea; Valvatida; Asterinidae
Exons: 4
Coding region: 58-519 (153 amino acids)
Source: RefSeq, a predicted model, not a curated record